Molecule: messenger RNA, 3486 nt
Organism: Durusdinium trenchii
Lineage: Eukaryota; Dinophyceae; Suessiales; Symbiodiniaceae
Source: the annotation of a GenBank genome assembly
AUGUCCUAUGACGCUCGCAAGCUCAUUACCUUUGAAGUCUUUCGCGCCACCACCGGCACGAUUUGGGUGAAGGGCUCCCUUUGGCGCUCUAUGGGUUUGCUCCUGGUGCUGGCGCUGCUGACCGCUCUGGGGGUGGCCUUCAUGGUGAAGGAGCCCGAAAAGUUGGAGACAGAUGAAUUUAGCAAGCUGAAUGGCUUCCUGAAAGCCAUUGUUGGUUUGCUGCUGGGUUUCUUCUUGUCCUCCUCGGUGAACCGAUGGUAUGCAUGUGCCAGCGGCUUUCUCGCACUCUUCAACGCGAUUCGAGCCUUGCACAUGCAGCUUGCGGCCAUUGGUGCGAACAAAGAACGUGUGCACAUGUGCAUCCGCUACUGCGUGGUCUCCGCCUACAGCCUCCACUAUAGUCUUUCAGGGCAGACCUUGCCGAAGGACGAGCGCUUGGAGUGGCGCGCGGUGAAAUUCGAUGCUAUGUGCGAGGAUAAAGAGAACUUGGAUGAUCAAGUCAUGUCCUCAGGGACUUUGGCCAAGAUCCAUCCGAAAGAGAAGGAGAUCCUCGCAAAGGUCGAAGAUCCAUCUCAGACCCUUUGGGUUUGGGUGACCUCCUUGCUCACUCGCAUGGCCUCGGACGGUGAAAUCCCAGCGAUGCCCACACCGACCUACGGGAAGAUCUUGUCCUUGGCUGACCAGGCCUAUGGUGGCAUCCGCGAGGUGCAAGGUGCAAUUUGCGUUCAACCGCCGUACGUCUACGUGCAGACCAUUGCUAUGCUGGUGAAUGUCAACAACAUUGUGACAGCUGUCAGCUUUGGCAUGACCUUGGGUGUCACCCUGUCAGUGGCCAAGAGCGGGAAGAACAUCAAAGAAGUGAUCUCAGCAGACUUGCAGGAUGUGCUGAUCCAGUUCAUCAUGAGCACCACUGGACCCUUUCUCUAUCAGACCUUGCUGGAGGUGGCGGUUUGCAUUGCACAGCCCUUCGCAGGAUGCUCGGAUGAGAAGAAUGACUCACCUGGCCGGAUUCCCACCUGGAAGCUUUUGUCCAACUUGAAGAAGGACUUGGGAGAUGCUGAGUACAUGACCAACCGCUUGCCUUGCUGGGAGCAGGCUGUGCAUGGCUUGGCCACCGGCUUGCUGCAGCAGGCGUUUUGUUGCCGUGGGGAUGUGACAGCGGAGCGGGAGUGGAAGAGUGACGGGCACACAGUCUUUGAAUUGACGGUGCUUCUGAGCCUCAUCUUGGUGCACCACUUCCCAAGCAUGCCGGCCCACGCCUCAGAGGGGCAUUGGAUGGCAUUGGUGCCUGCUAGCCAUGACAGAAUUGUUGGCAAUCUUAGAGAGGCUUCCAAGGCAUUUCAAAAGCCCUUCCGAUCGGUUUAUGUCGAAGAAGACAGUCAGGAAGUGGAGGAUGUGUCGGCCGCGCUGAGCCCGGUGAAGCGACGAUUUGGCUUGGAGCUGAGGUCACAACGUUUGGAAGAGCUGCAGGAACCGCUCCUGGAUUCACUGGCAUCCUGGGAAGACAGGAUUUGGGUUGCCAUCCUCACAUCUGGAUGUGUCUUUUUGGCCUUCACAGUGCUGGGGAAGUUUCAGGAGCCAAACUGCAAGAAGUAUCCUCAACUCUGUGCCGACACGUCUGGCUAUGUCGUUGUGCUUGAUGCUGGAAGUACAGGGACUCGAGUCCAUGUCUUCAAUUAUGAAUACCGCAAGCUCGAACCUCGGCGCUUUCCGCUCAUUGUGAGUCCCCCUCUGACACUGCCUACAGAAAUCGCCGCAGCGACCAACAAGCCUGGACUCUCGUCCUUCGUGCAUCAGACCGAAGGAAUUCCAAGGAAAUUAGAUGAGCUGAUCCGGCAUGCUGCGGAUGCCUUGCUGCUGCACAAUCCAGACGUGCAGUUGAAGCAGGUGCCGCUGUAUCUGGGUGCCACUGCAGGGCUCCGCGAGCUGCACAACCGCGACCGGGACGAGGUGAUGAAGGCAGCUCGCGAGUACCUCCGGAAGCAAGAGGUCUUUGCGGUGACACGUGAUGAGCAGGUGCGCGUCCUCUCUGGUGAAGAGGAGGGCGCCUUCGGCUGGCUCGCACUCAAUCAGUUACAGGCGGAGAUCAGUCCCGAUUCAGAUACCACUUUGGGUGCCUUGGACUUCGGCGGUGCCUCCAUGCAAAUCGCCUUCGUGCCUCAGGAGACGUCUAUCCUUGCAGGGCUUUUCCCGAUGCAUUUCGGCGGAAGUGUGAAGGGCCCCAUUCACUUGUACUCUCACAGCUUCACGGGCUACGGCAGCGUGGUGGCCUUCCAGCGAGCGACGCGGGUCCUCCUGGAGUCCCACCGAAAGCGGAAGACAGAAGAGGAAGUGAAGCAUCCUUGCAUGCCUACUGGCUUGACGUGGAAUGUCAAUCACGAUGAGUUCGGGGUGAGCAUCAACAAGACGGACCCAGAGCGAGAAAAGGGCCCACUGAAGCUGGUUGGAACCGGAGACUUUGACGGUUGCUAUGCGUUGACAGCGCCACUCUUUGACAAGGAGACACCUUGCUUCUUGCCACCCUGCUCCAUGAUGGGCGUCUAUCAGCCCCGACUCAACGGGACGAGAUUCGUCCUCUUCGGUGAAUAUGCUCGAUUCAAGCAAUGGGAGGUGCUUCCACUGGUGCAGAAGGGCUUGCCGCUCAUGAAAGCUUUGGAAGUUCAGCUGCCACGCUUGUGCUCUUUGCCCUUGAGGACACAGGUGGAACUCUUUGGUGGGUCAUCCAUGAGGCAUGGGCCAGACUGCUGGAUGGCCACCUGGAUCUUUGCUAUGCUGAAGGAUGGACUUGGCUUUUCUGUUCAUGGGUAUCCUCAGGUCGAUGUGGUGCCGAGUUGCUGCGAUCACACCCUGGGCCAUGCCACGUAUGAGGUCAACUUCUUUCCUUACUCAGUGAGUCGGUCCAGCUACAUGUCGCUUGCAGCCAAGCAGCUGCACCUAGAUGAGCUCGGAAGUGUGGAUCUUCGAGAAUGGUGUCCAGGUCUUUCAGCAGUUCAAGCGAUCCUUUUUGCAGCUGCUGGUGCAUGCCUCCUGCUGCUGCUGCAGUCAACAAGGAAGCGGGUCUGGCCAGCCUCCAAAGCUGAGCCAUUACUGCAGGCGGUGUAAGAGACGGGAGCAAAGCCUCUGAGCGUUUGGUUUGCCAAAUGUGGGGAGAAGGGUGUGUAGUGCACAUUGAAAGUACCCGAAGAGGCUUUUAGCUUUGGCGCCGUAGGGUCGCCGUAGGGCGUGGCCUCCGCCACGCAGAUAUUUUCUAAGAUUACUUGGGUUGCGUGGCAAAUAGCUGGAGUCCGAGACUGAUCGUUACUUGCCACGUCCAUUGAACAAGUUGGGUCAAAGACGUUUUCAAUUUUUUGCACAUCCUUCACAAUGCAUAUCAAACACUGCAUAUCACUGCAUAGAGCCAUCAAAUAGUUGCUUACUUGCUUUGGCCCUUGAGCAAUUCUUCCAGCCGGAACCCGAGGCAUGUCACCCAGGGCAUUUUCGUUUGGG